Prorocentrum cordatum is the source of this 483-nucleotide messenger RNA. NCBI's taxonomy places the organism in Eukaryota, Dinophyceae, Prorocentrales, Prorocentraceae. The record is from the annotation of a GenBank genome assembly.
GUAGCUCACCUCGGUCAGGUGCACGUGUCUCAGGUGGCCUGGGAGCGCGAGGCCGCCAUAGCGCGCUCGGCGGGAGGACCGCCGCCUGCUCCCGUGCCCGAGGCGCCGUCGGGACUGCUCGGCUUCGAGCCGAACUGCCCGACCGUCGAGCCGCUGGAGUGCCCAGUGCCACAGGCGGCGGAGGAGCAGGGCACGCUGGCCUGGCCGAGCACACCAGCGGAGAUGGCGGCCGCGCUCGUGCUGCUGCGCCUCGCCGCAGGGGAACAAGAGUUCUGGACUAGGGCCGAGGUCGGCUCCAGCGCUCGCGUGAACUACAGCGACGACGACGGUGACCCCGAGAGGACCCUGGGGCCAGGACCUCGACAGCAGCCAGAUGGAGCGGAGCCUGUCGACGUUGUUAUGAGCUACCUUGCCAUGGGCGCGCGGCGGCUGUGCAAGGUCAAGGGGCGGCCCUCGCUCGACAAUGUGUUGAACUUGGGUAAG